AUGGACACCAAGCGAAAAGACGCGGCGGCGCUCGCUGACGAGCGAGAUGCGAAGCGCUCGCUCACAGGUCGAGCGUGGUCCGCCUCAGCGUCGGCGUCGCCGGCACCUGAGGACGUCAAGCUGUACUGCGUGUGCCGCCAGGCGUACGAUGACGACCGCCUCAUGAUGGCGUGCGACGUGUGUGACGAAUGGUUCCACGCGUCGUGUAUGCGCGUAGCCGAGCACGACGUCGAGCUCAUCGACACGUUUGUGUGUGCGCCGUGCGCUUCGCGCACGGCGCAGCGCACGUCUUUCAAGGUGCCGUGCGGCCAUCGCGCGUGCCGCCGCCCCGCCCGCCUGCCCAUGUCCCGCUACUGUUCCGACGCCUGUGGCCUCGCCGAGAUUCGCGCGCGGAUGGACGUGAUGCACGUCUCGCAAGAUACCCACCACAUUACGUGCGCGCCGAAAGACGCACGCCGCGGCGUCGUCAUGUGGAUGCACGGAGACCAGGCGCCCCGAGAGCCGCCACCCGGCACGAGCUGGGGCGCCUUUGUGCGGCAGCACGCGACGCGCCUCGACACGCGCGAGCACGAUACGGCGCAGCUGCACACGGAACUCAAACGGCUCGAGAGGCAGUGCGCGGCUCUGCACGCGAGCUUGGACUUGCUCAGCGUGCGCAGCAAACUGCUGCAGCACGCGGACGACCGGCCUGCUGGCUCCGCCUGUGGCUUCGAUGCGCGCCUGUGCAUGGACGACGAGGCGCUCGCGGCUUGGACCCUCUCGCCACAGGGCCGCGCCGUCAUGGCGGACCAGGACGGCGGCAGCGGCGCCGCGGACGUCUGCGACGUGCCUAAGCGGCAGUGCAAGCGGCACGCCGACUGGUCCGCCAUACGCGCAGCCGACCUCGAUGUGCUGCGCGACAUACAGACGGCGCAGCUGAGCGCACUAUCGGAGCGUUCGCAUGCGCUGCGCAUCGCUAUGGAGCUACACAGCUAG
Malassezia restricta is the source of this 975-nucleotide messenger RNA. Its product is annotated as subunit of COMPASS (Set1C). Gene Ontology annotation, biological process: positive regulation of DNA-templated transcription. The record is from RefSeq and is a predicted model, not a curated record. Gene Ontology annotation, cellular component: Set1C/COMPASS complex. The transcript has a single exon. NCBI's taxonomy places the organism in Eukaryota, Fungi, Basidiomycota, Malasseziomycetes, Malasseziales, Malasseziaceae. Bases 1 to 975 code for a protein of 324 amino acids.